Cylindrotheca closterium is the source of this 1812-nucleotide messenger RNA. NCBI's taxonomy places the organism in Eukaryota, Bacillariophyta, Bacillariophyceae, Bacillariales, Bacillariaceae. The record is from the annotation of a GenBank genome assembly.
AUGAUGUAUGAUAGUGCUGGUCUUGGAGGACCGCCCAUUCUCAAGUUUUCCGAAUUUGCAUCUUCUUCUGAUAUCAAUGACAAGAUCCAUGAGAUGGCAACUGAACACACACCAACUGAAGCACCUACAGCAGCCUACCGCCCAAACUUGGACUACACAUUCUGUAUCACGGCUGCUACCCCGAUUGUGAAGAUUUUCAACACAAUCACCAAAGCUCUUUUUGUCACAAGUUGGACAACCUACCUUGAGCAAAAAAUUGCCAACGAGAACUUACUGAGAGUGAAACACUUUAUCUCUCUGACCCGUGCCGCUACAGCUACCACCACUACUGCAAUGGAUGUUGACAACAUUGACAUCACCAACACUCUGUCUGUUGAGUCACACAUCGACAAAUGUGUUCGCCUCGAAACCAAGAAACAGACCAAGAACCUGGAGAAAGAAAUCCAGACGCUUAAAUGUGCCAUUGCAAAAAACAACUCCCGAGGGGCCAAAUUGCCAGGCGCCUCCGACAAAAAGAAGACUGAUCAAAAGCGUCGCACAUCUGGUACCAAGCCACAGCCAAAAACUGCCGCAAAAGUUGCCGAUCCAUCAAAAUCACAUCGAGUCAACCUACGCGACCACAUCCUGUCACUGCCAAUUACUGUUCUUGAAUCCCGCCUUUCCAAUUCCGCCUGCCAUAAUUUGUGUACCACCAAGAAACCACCCUUGUUCCUGAAGUCGCUCCUUGGCCUUGGCCUGAAGUUUUGCCCCAGACCCGCCUUCACUACAAGCCAAACACAACUUGAAACCACACUGACUCGUUUUGCAAAAGACUUUCACACAAAGAUCCACUUUGCCGGUGAGGAAUCUGAAUGGACACCAAACCAACUUUACACCCGCAAUGACCUGUGGGAACUAAAGGAUGGAAUGGUGGAUCCUGAAAUCCAAGCCCGAGUCAACGCCUUCCGCAAAUAUCUCCUUCCCCUGUUCCACCGCCAAAAGGUGCACUCAAAUCUCACCCCGAUUCAACAGCACCUUCUCACUACACUACGUCACAACCCUGAUUUCAUUGUCCUAAACUCAGACAAAAAUCUCGGCCCUGUACUUCUGGAACAUGAGGUAUACGUCCAACGCUGCCUUACUGACCAUCUCCUCACUGAGACCUACCAACAGCUCUCCCCCGAGGAUGCACACGUCUUCACUACAGAAACUGGCCAACUGAUUGCCAAAUUCCUUAAUGAUAACGCGUCAGCCAUCACAAAAAUGGACAUGACGUACCUCCAGAGAACCCUUGACCGUGUCACUGACUCCUAUGCCUAUUUCUACACACUUGCAAAGAUCCAUAAGAGCCCCUGGAAAACGCGACCAAUUGUCUUGGUCUCUGGCAGCCUACUCUAUGGCCUCGGAAAAUGGCUGGAUCAACAACUCCAACCCAUCAUCCGCAAACUACCUACCUAUUUGUCAAGCUUGUUUGCACUCAAAACUGACAUUGAUAACAUGGCCGGCACCGACUUCUCUUGCAUGAGUCUCUUCACUGGUGAUGUUGUGGCUAUGUAUCCCAGCAUCAAUCUUGAAGACGCUUUCACCCGUAUUGAAGAAUUCCUGUCCACCUCCUCACUGUGUGUAAAUGUUGACGUCAACACAAUCAUGACAGCUUUGCAACUUCUCAUGAGGAGAAACUGCUUUCGAUUUGGAGACACUUACUGGCUCCAGACUGACGGAACCGCAAUGGGCACACCACCGGCGCCCUCUUUUGCAACUCUCUACUACGGUAUUUUUGAACUUGGUCUUUUACAACGUUUUGGAACUACACUACUUACGUCGAUACAUUGA